AUGCCCCUGUUUCGAGAUCCGGAUCGGCGGCGCCAUUAUCUAUGGUCACCCGACGAUGGCCAGCGUGAACCGCCAACCACAGGAUCCGAGCAGCCCCAGCUUAAAGAUCUCAAUCGCCGUGAAAUAGUUGCCCCAGAAAUGGCAACCAACUCCAUGCAUUCAACAGAGUUGAAUCCGCCUAAGUCGCCCAAGUCGUGGGCAAAUGAUCGGGAGGAGCUCAUACACCAUAUCAAAGAGUCUUCACCGUGGAGACUUCAACACAUGUCCCUGGAUGGAGGCAACGAUGAUUUAUUUGUCUCUCAAAUCUCACGGAACCGGUCACAAACGGUAACAAUUGAGCAUGAAUCCCGCUCUGUUAACCAAAAACAUCACACCAGAGCGACAGAGGAACUGGGAUCGCCGGCCGAUAUCCAGAGACCUCGAUCAGCGCUACACUCAGGUGAUUUUAGAGAAGGUGCCACAGAUCCCCAUGACUCACAUUCUCCUCAAUCACCUUUUACUGAGCCGAGUCCGGCUUCUCCCUUUGCUCAUCUAAGCUGCUCUCCCACUACCCCCUGGUUCGGAGCGCCGGCCUUGCCACCCGAUUUGCGAAAGACAAGCAUAUCAAAUGAACAUCAUGAGUCCGAUGUUAUUGUGGAUGCUCGUGCUCGUGCACCGUCGGUGAGCUCAUUCUCAUCAAGUUAUGUUCUGAAGGCGCCUACCAGUCCUCUGGUAUACCAAGCAAAUAAUACCGACUUGGACUUUUCCUCCCGUGUUGAUCAUGUGGAUAUUUCGGGGCCUUCGGAGAGAGCAAACCGUCGCCGCACUUUGCCACCAGAGACGUUUAGGAAUCUCCAAUUCUCUUCGCCAAACACUGAAAUUCCCGACCUAGGCAGUCCGUCUCCACCUAGACGGCAGCAGGAUGUCUUCACCAAUCAAACAGCUUUGCCCCGCCGAUCAUUGACUUCGGCAUAUAGUCUUCAACUCGCACCGUCCCCCGGAGGGCAGAUCCCACCAUCGCGGGUAAGACGGCCAUCUUUUGUCUCUGACAUCUCGUCAAACCCCCACGCACCAAUGGUGGGGUCUUAUGAGGAGUCGAUAUUGCGCGGGAGAAUGUCAAUGAAUCCUUCUAAACCGCUGGAUUUCACGGCUCAGAUCGGUGUCCUGGGCAAGGGGAGAUGCAAACGUCAUCUCAAAUGUCCGCCACAUGUUACAGUGACAUUUCCGGUUGUUUUCUACAGCUAUCCGACCUCGGGAUGUGGCCGCUCAAUCUCAGACGACAAUCCGAGUCCCUAUGUGGGACAAAUUGACCUGGAAAAUUCCUUACCAAAAGAGAAUCCCAAUCCGACUCGACGUCGCAGGCGACAUCCAAGUCCAACGGGAACUCAUGAAGCCACUCCUGCUACAGAAGGAGCAAGCGAUACUCCAACGUCUAGUGAAUCACGACGCCGCCGGGAAAAGAAAAUUCGCAGGUCAGAAUCGCCUAAAUGUCCCCCAGGAGGCUCUUAUCGGAUUCCGCAACAAGGUCAACUACAAAUCAUAAUCAAGAACCCGCAUAAAACUGCGGUCAAGCUUUUCCUAGUUCCAUACGAUCUCAGUGAUAUGGAACCCGGCACAAAGACCUUCAUUCGGCAGCGCAGCUAUUCGGCAGGUCCGAUCAUUGAUAUGCCACUCAGUGCACGGAAGAACUUGGGGACAGAUCGCCCUGAAGCUUCCUUGAAUCCCACAGAAGACCCUCAUGACAAACCCAUUUUGCGAUACCUCAUUCAUUUGAACAUCUGUUGUCCCACGCGCGGUCGCUUUUACUUGCAUUCGACUAUCCGCGUGGUGUUUGCAAACCGCGUUCCGGAUGGUAAGGAGAAACUGCGGAAUGAGAUCCAAAAUCCAGAGCCUCGGUACACUCCGUACAAGCCCUCCCGAGAGUCUUCGUCUUCCACCUCGAGCACUUCGAGCGCAAUUACGCGCCCGGGAGAGGAAUCAUCUUCCCGCAGACGGAGUAUGGACCAGGCACCUAUCUCUCGUCACCACCCAGAUAUGCCAGGACCCACAGAUGUUACGGGUGGCCCUAAAACCCCACCUCCCUCGCAUAGUGUGUCUCGGUGCAACGAGAUUACCAAGGGCGAGGAUUACGGACGUCACCCUCUUCCUUCAAAUCCAAGUAGUCCAGAACCAAGCGAGAGUCUACUUGCCAAGAGACUCCGCGCCCUCGAUGUGCAGAGGUCGCGCUCCACAGUAGAUGAACGACAUCCACGCAAAUCGGGCUUCUCUGGUCGACCAUCUCCCACUCACAACCACACUCCUCGCUGA
Messenger RNA from Penicillium vulpinum, 2286 nucleotides. RefSeq lists its product as uncharacterized. NCBI's taxonomy places the organism in Eukaryota, Fungi, Ascomycota, Eurotiomycetes, Eurotiales, Aspergillaceae. The coding region runs from base 1 to 2286 and encodes 761 amino acids. The record is from RefSeq and is a predicted model, not a curated record. The transcript is spliced from 2 exons.